AUGGCCGCUCAAAACGAACAGCAACAAGAACAAUCGCCCGGCAAAAACGACGCCAAGGCCCCUGAACAGGGGAACGGCGAGCCAAAGCCGAGCCCGGACAAGACUGAGGAGCAGAGCGCUCAGCAGAAGAAGAGCAAGAGCGAGGAGGCCGAAGACGGGUCUGACGGUGAAUCCGGCGGCGAGUUUGAAGAUGCCGAAGAUGACGACGACGAUGAUUAUGACGAGGACGAUGACGACGAUGACGCUGAGUUGAGCGACGAUAGAACCAGCGACGAGGAGGAAGAGGAAGAAGCUCAGCCCGCAACGCCCGAGGACGUCGGCCGCCAGCAGCAAGACAAGACGGCCCUGUCUCGCCCCAAGAAACAGCGGCCGGCCUGGCUCGAUGAGAAGCAAGACCAGCAACUGGCCCGCGGGAACCAGAGGCCGCAGCAACAACAGCAGCAGCUGCAGCAGCAGCAGCAGAACCAACAACAGAACCAACAGCAGAAUCAGCAAGAGGGUAAAAAGGACGACGGCAAGAACCCGCUCAAGCUGCGGCUCGAUCUAAACCUCGAUAUAGAGAUUGAGCUGCGGGCCCGCAUCCACGGCGACCUGACGCUGUCUUUACUCGACAUGGACUGA
This is a messenger RNA of Hirsutella rhossiliensis, 621 nucleotides long. RefSeq lists its product as uncharacterized. The transcript is spliced from 4 exons. Lineage: Eukaryota; Fungi; Ascomycota; Sordariomycetes; Hypocreales; Ophiocordycipitaceae. The record is from RefSeq and is a predicted model, not a curated record. The coding region runs from base 1 to 621 and encodes 206 amino acids.